This is a messenger RNA of Colletotrichum acutatum, 413 nucleotides long. RefSeq lists its product as uncharacterized. Lineage: Eukaryota; Fungi; Ascomycota; Sordariomycetes; Glomerellales; Glomerellaceae. The record is from RefSeq and is a predicted model, not a curated record. The transcript has a single exon. The coding region runs from base 148 to 378 and encodes 76 amino acids.
UUCAACGAGCGGCCUUAGCCAAGCUGGAAGACUUCUCGAGUCCAGACUCUCACUCAACAACAACAAGACGGCGUACGGCUUAGCCGGCGCCGUGAAUGCUGGGGCGAGUCGUGGACCGGACGCACUCCGGUGGGAAGCUUCGCAGGAAUGGAACACCCCGUCCCAGCUCUUCCCUGCUAUUUAAUGCUCUCCAUAUCCUCGUCCCUUGCGAGUGUGCCCCAUGCUACAUUGUCACCGCUCAGUCAUCGCACCCUUUUCUUUCCAACGGCGUUCACGUCAUCUCAUGACAGCGGUUCGCACCAGUCGGUGGCAGUGGCUGUGCAAGAUCGAAUGAAAACGUUGUCACUUAUCCUAUCUAACUUACUCAAGGCCACAUGAACACUUUUCCCUUCUACUUAGAUCAUGAUAAAAUA